AUGUGCGGCAUCACCUUCUCGCUCUGCCCAUACCUUUCAUCUUUGGGGUCUGCCAUUGCGUCCCCUUCGGCACUGCACACUUCUCUCGCAGAGUCCAACUCCAGCCGUGGACCCGACUCUAGCAAUACCCACCGGGCAAUGAUCAAUCUCAAUGGUACAAAGCAGCUCGAGCUUCAGCUUACAUCGAGCGUGCUGGGUCUGCGAGGGAGUCUGACCGCUCAGCCAAUCGUAGGCGAGACCGGCGUGCUCGCUUGGAAUGGCCAGGUAUUCGACGGUCUAGAUGUCAAUAAAGGGGAGAACGAUACUCGCGUAAUCUUUGAACAACUCGAAUCUGGAGUGAGCUUCGAGGACGUGCUCUCCCGGAUAGAGGGGCCGUAUGCCUGCGUCUGGUACAGCCGGAACGACCAGACGAUAUCAUUCCAGGUCGACCCCUUAUCUCGCCGUUCCCUCUUACUCGCUCUUCCGACCCCUACCAGCCCGAUUCUCGCGCUCAGCUCAACGAGAUCAGCUUACGAACGGGAGAACGGUACCGAGAUGCGGGCACUGCUAGGAGGUGAAGGCGGCACAGUAUACCUUGACAGAGUCACUGUCGAUGAGCAGGGCGCCAUGAACAUCGACCAAGCGCUGGAGAUGCGGCCAUAUCUUCCCGGUCCAUCGACUUAUCUGACACGUCAGACCCGUGUACAUCCUAUCAAUACCACUCUUCCGCCCUCAGACUCCAUCCCGUCAGAAACGUUUGCGCGGGACGAGGUUGAACAUUUUGAGCGGGAACUCCUGGCUGCAGUCAAGUCCAGGAUCGAAAACAUUCCAGCUCCCGAGCCUGGCAACGCGCGAGUUGCUGUGCUCUUCUCGGGCGGAGUAGACUGUACCCUGCUAGCCAGCAUGAUGCACCAGUGCCUUCCAGCAAACGAGCCCGUAGAGCUCGUGAACGUGGCCUUCCAGCGAUUACCAUCGGAUCAGUCAGCCGCCGUCUCUGGCCGGACGGAGAUCGCGACCGAGUACGACACGCCAGAUCGGCUGUCUGGGUACGAAGCUUUGACGGAGCUGGGAAAGGCGUGCGAGGGGCGGGAGUGGCGAUUCGUCGAGGUCAAUGUGACGUACGAGGAGUAUCAUGAGCAUCGACAACGGAUUGUUGACCUUAUGUACCCAGCAACGACAGAAAUGGACCUUUCCCUAGCUUACCCGCUGUACUUUGCCUCUAGGGGUAUUGGCACUCUCGACGGCGUGCCAUAUACAGUCAAGUCAAAAGUCUACAUCUCCGGUUUGGGCGCGGACGAGCAACUAGGCGGCUACGCCCGACAUCGACACGCCUACACCUCCCUCUCCUUCCCCGGCCUCCUCUCCUCCCUCCAAACCGACAUAUCCCAACUCCCCACCCGCAAUACAUCGCGAGACGACCGCCUCCUCUCCUCUUUUGCUCGGGACGCCAGGUACCCCUACCUCUCCCUGGCCUUCAUCCGAUAUUUAUCGGAAGUGCCUAUAUGGCACAAGGUGCACUAUGAGUCGGGGGAGGGAUGGGGUGACAAGAUACUGUUGAGGAUGGCGGCGGAGAGAGCGGGGUUGGAGGGGACGGCGAGGAGGGUCAAGAGGGCGAUGCAGUUUGGGAGUCGGAGUGCCAAGGUCGGUGGGGGCGUGAAGGGGAAGGCGGCGGGGACGAGGAAAAUAGAGUGA
Molecule: messenger RNA, 1671 nt
Organism: Dioszegia hungarica
Lineage: Eukaryota; Fungi; Basidiomycota; Tremellomycetes; Tremellales; Bulleribasidiaceae
Product: putative cytoplasm protein
Exons: 11
Coding region: 1-1671 (556 amino acids)
Molecular function (GO): asparagine synthase (glutamine-hydrolyzing) activity
Source: RefSeq, a predicted model, not a curated record